Molecule: messenger RNA, 3561 nt
Organism: Salpingoeca rosetta
Lineage: Eukaryota; Choanoflagellata; Craspedida; Salpingoecidae
Exons: 2
Coding region: 1-3561 (1186 amino acids)
Source: RefSeq, a predicted model, not a curated record
AUGGUCACACUGCUCGACACGCUGCAGCAAGAGGUGGAACGGUUGCAGCAGCGAUUAAAGGCGCAGAGAGAGGCGUACGAAAAACAAUUUGAAGACCUGGAACAUGCGCACGAACAAGAGCUGCAGGACAUGGAAGCCAGGUACCGCCACCAGCUACAACGCCACAUCGACGCAUUCAAGGAAACAGUGCUCUUCCACCAGCAACACCACGGCGGGCACCUCCACAUGGAUGGCGACACAGCAGCAGCAACAACUACAACGACAACAACCGCCGACCUCAUGACCAGCCUGCUGCAGGAUGUGAUGGACACCACAGCGUCAAUGGACCCUGCCUCAUCCCCAAGAAGCAAAGCCAGCAACACCAGCAGGCUCUUGUCGUCCGCCGUCCGCACCGCAAAUGGCGACGAUGCCACACAUCAUGAUUUCGGGGACAAUGGCACCGAUCGACACAGCCUGCAGCGCGAGAUGGAUGCCAUGCAGGCACGCCACGCUGCAGACAUGGAACAGCUCGAGGCUGCCAUGGAGCGCCAGAAGCGGCAACACCAGCAGCUCCUCGCCGACGAGACUGCCCGCGCAGACACGCUGCAGGCCGAGGUGGACGCCCUCAACCAGCGCAUCGACCUCCUCGACUCCGCCCUCGCCGCAAAGCAGGACGUGCUCGACAGCGUGCGGGCCGGCUACGAGCGCGACGCGCACUUGCGUGAGCAGGCCAUGCAGCAGCUGGAGGCCCAGCUUCAAGACCUGGCCAGGGAGCAGAAGUCCUCCACCUCCACCCGCACCGCUGAGCUGCAGCGGGCCCUCGACGACAAGGCCGCCCUCCACGCAGACCUUGCCCGCGCAAAAACCCGCGUCGCCCAGCUCCAGCGCAUGCUCAAGCAGCUGCAGCUGCCACAUGCAUCCGACACCUUCGCAGCAACCGCAACCACGCCAGCUGCCACCCAACACUUGAACAACACCACCCUUGGGUUUGACGAGCAAGGGCGUUCCUCAACAAUGAUGCCAGUGCAGUCGACAGCAAACCUCUCCUCCUCCUCCUCGUUCAUGGCAGCGACGGCACGCCACGACAGCACACAGCAGCAAGCCCAGCACGAUCCGCUCUCCCAGACGCUGCCUGCGUCCCUGUCCAUGAAACCAGACGGCCCCGCAGCCGCAGCCUUUGCGCGGUCCACCGAGUACACCGUGCGCGCCCUGCUCCACAACCGCACGCAACUGCAGGAAGAGAUUGCGCGGCUGAAGCAGGAGCUCACGCAGGUCCGCGCCAGCAAGAUCAAGCUUGUCGAGGACUUGACCAAGGACAGGGAAGAGCUCAAGCAGCGGCAUGCGCAACACGUCACAGAAGUGCAGUCCGCCCUGGACUCCAACGCCACGCAGUUGACAGGUGCACACUCUACCCUUGCCGCCCUCGAGGAAGCCCUUGACCGCCAGUACAACGCGCUCAUGGCUGAGCAAGCGGCAGCGCGAGCAACAGCGACAAGAACAGCACCAACGCCGCCGUACAGCCAUCACUCUGGUGGCAACGCCAGUGCCACCAACUCCAACCCCAGCAUAGGGUCUUACUCAUCCGCUUCCGCCGCAAUGGCCGCAGCAGCAGCAGCAGCAGCAGAUGGCGUGCGCCCCUCCACAAUGGUGCUCUUGCAGUCACGCGCACUCCCUCCCGCGCAUGUGCUGGCCUCGGCCUACGCUUCCACGUCCACUUCCACCUCCACCACUGCCUCGUUGUCGUCGUCAGCGUCGGUGCCGCAGCAGCACCUCAUGGCCGUGCUCAACGCCUUUGGCAAGGUGCGCACGGCGCUCGACAACAUCUCCGUGGAGUUUGCGCAGCUGUCGCGCAAGCACGAGAUGGCCCAGCAGGAGCUGAUAGCGCUGCGCUCGCAGGUCGCCGCCUCCCAAACGCGCUGCCAUGACCUGAGCACGCAGGAGCAGGAAACCAAGGGCGCCAUGGACGCCCUGCGUGCACAGUGCGCAACGCUGCAGUCGCAAAAGGAGUCACUCGAACGGCACAACGCGGACAUGACGCGGCACCUGCAGGCUGCCCAGCGCCGGGCGGGAGAGCUCGAGGCGGAGGCUGAUCGCGCCGCCUCGGAGGCGCAGUCACGUCUGCAGCGCAGCGAGGACGACGCGAAGCAGCGCGUGGCCGGCGUACAGCAGCAGGUGAAGGCGUUUAAGGCCGAGCUGCAGUCUGCGCUGGGGGUGAAGACGGCGGUGGAGUCACAGCUGGGCGAGGCGCUCCGCGACAACAUGAAGCUGCGGGAGGAGACUGAGCGCCUGGCAAAGACGGCGACGGAGCAGGAAGCAACGGCCAGGCGCUUGCAGGAACGACACGACUUCUCGCUGGAGAGGGCAAAGAAGCUGGAGCAGGAACUUGCCUCCACCAAGACGGCCAAGGAGCAUGCCGAGCAGCAGCUGCACGCGCUGCAGGCAGAGGCAGAUGCGCUGCGAUCACGCGCACAGGAGACGGACAGGGCCGUGCAAACGGCGAACGCGGAGCAGGCCGCGUUGCAGCAGCAGGCGGCAAAGCUGCGAGGCAAAGUGGCGGUGCUGAAGCAGAAGAACGAGGCACUGAGCGACGCGGAGACGCAACUGCAGGCUGCACUGGUGGCACGGGAUGCCGCGCACAGCGAAAUCGCACAGCUGCGGCGGCAAAUUGCGGACACCCACGCGCGGAAGGAGCAAGCAGAGGAGGAGGCGCAGCGGACAGCACACGCCAACAGGGCGGUGGUGGACGACCUCACACGGCAGCUGCAGGUGGCGCGCACGCGAGCGAGAAACGCAGAGGAGGCGGUGUCAGCGCUGGCAGAGAAGGCGCAGCACUUUGAGACGCGGGCCGUACAUGCGGAGAGGGAUGCACGCGCAGCGCGCGACGAAUCGGAACACGCGUCCACCCAGCUGCACGAUCUGCAACAGCAGCUGUCGUCCAAGGAGCGGGAGGCGGCGAAGCUGAAACGCGAGUACGCAGAGCUGCAGUACCGAGUGGACAGACUGUAUGCCAGCAACCAGCAGCUGCUGCGCGAUCGCCGGACGCAGCACGCCAGGCUCCUGGACAAGAUGAAACGCCACUUUGCUUCGCAGAUGACGUCUCUGUCCACGCUGGGCAAGUAUGGCAGCGGCCGCGCGACGCCAGCGGGGACGCAAGUGACAGCACAACUGGACAAGUCAGCGGGCACUGCUGUGCCCUUGCACGCACACGCCAUGACGGAACGUGAAGCAACAGCAACCUCGACAACACCGGCGACAAAUACAGCAACGGCAAGGGGGCAAGCGGUGCAGUUUUCGGCAGAAGUGGCUGCUCCCCACGACCAUCAUCACGACAACCAGCAAGAGCUGCUGCAUCAACAACAACAACAACAACAACAACAACAACACCAACGCCAACACCAAGAACAAGAAGGACCGGAAGAGCAAGAGCAACAAGGAUGGCACGUGGGGCAACAAGAUGCUGGUGAUGGUACACACGAAGAGGUGGCAACCGCACGUGUGGACGUGAGCCAGGAUGAGGAGGACUCGGAUGAGAGUUUGCGCAGUGAUGCUGAUGAAGAUGUGCAGCACUUGCUCAUGGAAUGA